CAAUCUCAUCUCCUUCACUCAGAACCGGAAAACACAGCGAGAAUGGAAUGGUUAUGUUUUGGCUUGUUCCUUCUUUGUAGUGGCCAUGUUGAAAACCUGCCUGUACCAGUACCAUUUCCAUGUCAGUAUGACACUUGGUAUGCGUAUCAAGAAUGCUGUAAUAGCAGCUGUAUACAAGAAGGCCCUAACAAUCAGUAAUGAAGCCAAGAAAGAAUCCACUGUUGGAGAAAUUGUCAACUUGAUGUCUGUUGACUGUCAGAGGAUACAAGAUGCAACAGGUAGCAUAUUUCUUGUUUCAUCACGGUUAAUUCUUCAUGUUUUUUUCCAGCUCUUUCCUUCCUUUUCUCCUGCUUUGUCAUUAUUUCUUGCACUGUACAUGUUGUGGGGCACACUGGGUCCUUCCUCCAUGGCUGGCCUGGGUGUCCUGGUUCUGCUGAUGCCCAUCAAUGCCUGGGCAGCCUACAAGCAAAGAGCUUACCAGAUGCAGCAGAUGAAGACUAAAGAUGAAAGAAUCAAGAUCAUGAAUGAAGUGCUGAAUGGUAUCAAGGUGUUGAAGCUGUAUGCUUGGGAGGAGUCAUUCCAAAGCAAAAUCACAGACAUCCGCAACCAAGAGCUGAUCACUCUCAAGAAAACAGCCUACCUGGUAGCAGUCACAAUGUUUGUAUGGACAUGUGCACCUUAUGUGGUUCAGCUGGUCUCGUUUGGUACGUACAUUGCUGCAUCAGACAUUGGAUAUCUGGACCCAGCCACAGCUUUUGUCUCAUUCACACUGUUUUCCAUUCUCAACCAGCCAAUGACAUUUUUACCCAUGGCCAUUCCAUUCCUUAUCCAGGUAUGCUAG
This is a messenger RNA of Candidula unifasciata, 841 nucleotides long. NCBI's taxonomy places the organism in Eukaryota, Metazoa, Mollusca, Gastropoda, Stylommatophora, Geomitridae. The record is from the annotation of a GenBank genome assembly.